GGCGCUGAGGGGCGGACGCGGCCGGCGCUGCCGCCGCCAUGAGCAAGGGCCCGGGGCUGGAGCCGGGCCCGGAGCCGGGCCCCGACCCGCAGCCGCUCCGCCACGCCGACCCCGCCGACGCGGGGCCCGCCGCCCCGGGCGGCCUCUUCGCCUGGCUGCGCGGGCGCUGCCUGGGCCGCGGGGCCGCCGUGGACCCGGCGCGGGACACGUUCGGCGCCAUGACCGGGCUGUACGGCGCCAUCCAGCCCGCCGACUCCGUGUCCCUCAGCACCCGCACGCACGGCGCCGUCUUCAACCUCGAGUACUCGCCCGACGGCUCCGUGCUGACCGUGGCCUGUGAACAGACUGAGGUCCUGCUCUUUGACCCCAUCUCUUCCAAGCACAUCAAGACCCUCUCCGAGGCCCACGAGGACUGUGUCAACAACAUCAGGUUCCUGGAUAACCGGCUGUUCGCCACGUGCUCCGACGACACCACCAUCGCGCUCUGGGACCUGAGGAAGCUCAACACCAAGGUGUGCACGCUGCACGGCCACACCAGCUGGGUCAAGAACAUCGAGUACGACACCAACACCCGCCUGCUGGUCACCUCGGGCUUCGAUGGCAACGUCAUCAUCUGGGACACCAACAGGUGCACAGAGGAUGGAUGUCCCCACAAGAAGUUUUUCCACACCCGUUUUCUGAUGCGAAUGAGGCUGACUCCAGACUGUUCCAAAAUGCUGAUCUCCACCUCCUCCGGUUACCUUCUGAUUUUGCACGACCUUGACCUAAACAAGUCUUUAGAGGUUGGCAGCUACCCGAUCUUGCGAGCCAGGAGGACCACGUCGAGCUCGGACAUAACGUCGUCGGGCUCCUCUGGCCCUCGAGCUGUGGGCUCACCCUGUCACCAGAACAACUCAGGGCCGCCCUCUGAGAAAACCUUGUCACGGCCCUCCCAGCGAGAAGGGGGAUCACCUAGGAACAGCCUCGAGGUGCUGACACCCGAGGUUCCUGGAGAAAGAGACCGAGGGAACUGCAUCACGUCGCUGCAGCUGCACCCCAAGGGCUGGGCCACGCUGCUGCGGUGCUCCAGCAACACAGAUGACCAGGAGUGGACUUGUGUCUAUGAAUUCCAGGAAGGAGCCCCGGUGCGCCCCGUGUCCCCGCGCUGCUCCCUGCGCCUGACGCACUGCAUCGAGGAGGCCAACGUGGGCCGGGGCUACAUCAAGGAGCUCUGCUUCAGCCCCGACGGCCGCAUGAUCUCGUCCCCGCACGGCUUCGGCAUCCGCCUGCUGGGCUUCGACGCGCACUGCAGCGAGCUGGUGGACUGCCUGCCGCGGGAGGCCAGCCCCCUGCGCGAGAUCCGCUCGCUCUACUCCCACAACGACGUGGUGCUCACCACCAAGUUCUCCCCCACGCACUGUCAGAUCGCCUCGGGGUGCCUUAGCGGACGCGUCUCCCUCUACCAGCCAAAGUUCUAGCCCGGCGGCGCGCGGCUGUUCCUCCAGCCGGGUGGAAGUGUGCUCUCUGCAAACCCUCUGAGCCCAGAGCAGGCCGCCGUGGCCUCGGGACGUGCCGUGGAAGGAUUUCUCAGCCCCGUGUGGAUCUGGGUCCUGCCUCCCUGAGCCCACGGCCCCGCCAGCAGCCUCUGCUCCUGCUGGUGCUGUGCCACCGGCCGCUCUCCUGCUGUGUUCGUGCCCUGGUACUUGAUUGUUUCCUUCAGCACAACUCCAGCGGGCUCUUGGGAGCAGCACAGAGGGGCAGGGUGCCACAGGAGCUGGACUGCCUCACCUCUGCUUCCUCUCCUGCCACUGAAGCAACUCUGUGGUGAUUAGUAGAUAAUGGACUGCUUGUCUACGUAAGCAACACGGUUAGUUACUCCCACCAAAAAAAAAAACAAAACAGGAAAAAAAAAGAAAAAGGAAUUUUGCUUUCAUUUCUAUGUUAAUGUGGUUGUCAUUGGCUAGAAUGAGUCACGGUGUGGCUUAGGCUGGCAGGGACCACUGGAGGUCACCCAGGCCCACCCCUGCACUCGAUUGAGCCUGCACUGAGCACUAGGGAGGACCCUGGCCCUGAGCAUCUCUGGGUUCGUGCAGCAGGGCAGCUCUGGCCCCUCCUCUGCCAGGUGUCUCCUGCAAGGGGCUGUCCACAUCUCAAUCAUGGUGGCUUUUUGCUGAUGUUUGGGUAUUGCCCACCUGGCUGGUUUUCCACACACACACCUGGCCUGCGCUCUGUCUGUGGGGGAAGUUAAUUUGGAUGUGUCCCUAGUAUUGCCAGGUGAGCCUUUCUUCACGUGCUGUCAGUUUGGGAGGGGAUUAAAAGCAAACCUGUCGUCAGUGGGAUCAGCCUGGAUCUAACCAGGCUUAUCAUCAGAUGUGGAGCACUGUGAUGAUCACCCUGGUGAGAGGGUCUCAUGGGGAAGCUGUAUGAGGAGCAGCUGAGAUCUCUUGGUUUGUUCAGCUUGGAGGAGUCUGAGAUGAGAUCUCAUGGUGCUCCUGAGCAUCCUCCUGUGGGGCAGUGGAGGGGCAGGUGCUGAUCUCUUCACUGCUGUGACAAGGGACAGGAGCAGGGCACGGCUGGGGCUGGGUCAGGGCAGCUCAGGCUGAGAUCAGGGAAGGGUCUGCUUCCCCCAGAGGUGCUGGCACUGCCCAGGCUCCCCAGGGAAUGGGCACAGCCCCGAGGCUGCCAGAGCUCCAGGAGAGCCUGGACAGCACUCCAGGGAUGCCCAGGGUGGGGUUGCUGGGGGUCUGUGCAGGGCAGGGUGGCACUGGGUGAUCCCGUGGGUCCCUUCAGCUCAGGGGAUUCUGUGGUUCUGUGGUCACACCCAGAGUAUGAAUGCCAGAUUUCAGCCCUCGAGUUACAGAGCUACCCUUGUAAAUGCACAGGUAUUGUACAUCCAUAUCAGUUCAUAACAUUCUCAUCACUUACAUGUCCCAAGAUGAGGGUUUUUUAGUAUUUCACUGAAGUUCUGCAGACUAGUCACACACUCAGUUCAGCAGGGAACUUCACCUGAAAGGACUGUCACCUGCUGGUGUUCAGGUACACUCUCUGGCUCAGCAGAGCACACUUGUUCAAACCUGACUCUUACAAAGCCUUUUGCAAAACGUAUUUGGGGAUAAAGACAACAUUUGUGGACAUGAGAGAGCUGGAAAGGUAAGCCUGAGGACCCUCCUGUAGCUUUGUAUUUAUGUGGUGUUGGUGCAGAAUUCAUUGACACUUAAGCCUCCUCUGCACUAUGAGAGAAGAAAAUCCCAAGUUUCCUCUUGGAGAAUUUCUUUGGUCGUACAAAGCCUUCGGGUUUGUGUGUUAGGUAAUCUGAGGGCAAACAUCCCUUCUGCUGGCCUGAGCCUGCUCGAGGGGCAGGUGGGUCUGCUGGGUUGUGGAGCACUGCCCUGGCUGUGGGUCAUCACCUGGGAGUGCAGUGUGCAGGAAACGUGGGGACAAGCCUGGCAUGCAGGAUUUUUGUGCAAAGGAGGAGCUACAAGGAGUUUGUUUGGGGAAAAUACCCAGGUCCUGCCCAGGACUGCAGCAGCUUUUCCCCAGGCAUUCGCUGUCCCACUGCCAGGCUACUGUUUCCUCAGCUUAUUUAAUGUUUAAUUACACGUCGUGGAAGGGAGUACAGGGACACUUGGGAGAACCUUGGCGUUUUCACGGGCUUGCACCUGUUUGUGUUGGAGGUGCAGGAGCACCCACGGGGCCGGGGGGUGGUCCCUGGGUGGGUCUGUCUGUGUGUUUCCAAGGCUGUUUCUGUUUUCCUGUCAGAGCCUCCUCAGACUGGUGGAUCCCUAGUGACUGUAACGCUAUGCCUGUGAAUAUGCACUGAGUGUUACCUUUUUAAUUCUACCUCAUGAUACGCUGUGUUUUACACCAGUAUUGUGCUGAGCUUUGGACACUCACCUUUCUGUGUAGAGGACCAUGACCCCCACGUGGCAGAUGUGUGACAGAUGUGUCCUUGAUAGCACCUGUGGGUGGUUGUCAGGCCCUGCCUGGCUCUGGGACCAGCAGCUCACCUGGUGCAGGGGUUUGGUCACCUUGAUGCUUUUGUAGCGUGUCCAGCAGAUGCAUAAAAUGACAGAAUCUGUACAUGUAUGCUGUAGAAAUGUUACUUAGUUUUUCUGAUGACAUUUGUAAUAAGUUUGAAUUAGAGUAAGUAGGUAGUCUUAGAUUUUGGUCAUUCGAUCGAUUGCUCCUUUUCAACAAACCUGGAAGUUCUCCAUGAAGGCUUUACCAUGUUUUACCUGUGAAGUUCACUUCUCAGUGGCUUACAGCUGACAUGCCUCACAGUCAUGUGGUGGUGCAAGUGUUUUCAGUUCUCUCUCAGUAGCAUUACUGAAGCAAUGAAAUUAUGUGUUGGUGAGCUUCAGGUUAUUUCUAGGUAGUCAAACAAACAAAAAAAAAAGCUUAUCUUCUAGUUGUGUUUCAAACGUCAAAUGCUCGACCUCGA
Passer domesticus (house sparrow) is the source of this 4420-nucleotide messenger RNA. It is a transcript of the gene DCAF10, whose product is annotated as DDB1 and CUL4 associated factor 10. Bases 39 to 1457 code for a protein of 472 amino acids. The transcript is spliced from 7 exons. Gene Ontology annotation, molecular function: protein binding. NCBI's taxonomy places the organism in Eukaryota, Metazoa, Chordata, Aves, Passeriformes, Passeridae. Gene Ontology annotation, cellular component: Cul4-RING E3 ubiquitin ligase complex. The record is from RefSeq and is a predicted model, not a curated record.